Molecule: messenger RNA, 546 nt
Organism: Chenopodium quinoa (quinoa)
Lineage: Eukaryota; Viridiplantae; Streptophyta; Magnoliopsida; Caryophyllales; Amaranthaceae
Exons: 1
Coding region: 1-546 (181 amino acids)
Source: RefSeq, a predicted model, not a curated record
AUGCGUUAUGUUGAGGGUACCAUUGAUCAUGGCUUACAUUUAUAUUCAUUUGCUUCUCAUCGUUUGAUUACUUACACUGACGCUGACUGGGAGGUUGUCUCGAUACCCGUCAUUCCACAUCGGGUUAUUGCUGCUUUCUUGGGGACAACCUCAUUUCUUGGUCAUCUAAGCGUCAACAUACUUUAUCUAAAUCGAGUGCAGAAGCAGAAUAUCGAGGUGUCACAAAUGUUGUCUCUGAGGCAUGUUGGCUUCGUAAUCUUUUUACUUGAGUUACAUUGUCGACUUCGACAAGUUACUAUUGUUUAUUGUGAUAAUGUCAGUGCUAUGAUGCCUAUCUACCUUUCUGGAAACCCGGUACAACGCCAACGCAUCAUGCAUGUGGAGAUGAAUAUUCAUUUUGUUCGAGAAAAGGUUGCUUUGAGACAAGUUCAGGUUCUACAUGUUCCUUCUAGAUAUCAGUUUGCGGACAUUUCACAAAAGGCCUACCACAAGACUUAUUUUUGGAUUUUAGAUCCAGCCUUAGCGUACGACCUCCUCCCGUUAUGA